UAAUGAUUGUUUUUGAAAUCACAGAUGAAACCUCAUGCAGAGGAAAAAGCUGGAAAAACAUUUGACAUCUUCACUGCUAAAUCCUACAAGUCACAGGUGGUAGCUGGGACAAAUUUUUUCAUCAAGGUCCAUGUAGGUGGUGAGGAAUUUGUUCACCUGCGUGUCUAUAAAAUGCUGCCACAUGCUGGCGGCAGCCUGCAACUUCAUGGAAUACAGACAGCCAAAACCCAUCAGGACGCCAUCGAAUACUUCUGAACAUGUAUUAAGUCCUGAACUGUCAAGCAAUGAGCUUCUUCAAUGAAUAAAAUGGCAGUGAUAAAUAUCA
This is a messenger RNA of Neoarius graeffei (lesser salmon catfish), 325 nucleotides long. Its product is annotated as cystatin-B-like. The transcript is spliced from 2 exons. NCBI's taxonomy places the organism in Eukaryota, Metazoa, Chordata, Actinopteri, Siluriformes, Ariidae. The coding region runs from base 25 to 255 and encodes 76 amino acids. The record is from RefSeq and is a predicted model, not a curated record. Gene Ontology annotation, cellular component: cytosol. Gene Ontology annotation, molecular function: cysteine-type endopeptidase inhibitor activity.